Neoarius graeffei (lesser salmon catfish) is the source of this 1881-nucleotide messenger RNA. Its product is annotated as E3 SUMO-protein ligase ZBED1-like. NCBI's taxonomy places the organism in Eukaryota, Metazoa, Chordata, Actinopteri, Siluriformes, Ariidae. The record is from RefSeq and is a predicted model, not a curated record. Gene Ontology annotation, molecular function: protein dimerization activity; DNA binding. Bases 1 to 1881 code for a protein of 626 amino acids. The transcript is spliced from 3 exons.
AUGGCUUCCCGGCAACGAAGUUCCAAAGUGUGGGAGCAGUUUAAGAAAAGUGGUGAGAAAAGUGUGCAGUGCAACGUUUGCAAAGCUGAACUUGCCUUUCAUGGUAGCACAACGGCUAUGCAUGAGCAUCUGAAGAGAAAGCAUGUCAUUGUGGAUGGUUCUGAUGAGGGUCCGUCAUCUAGUGCUAAAAAAGCCCGGUCUUCUUCUCUGGACGGCUUUGUGACCAAGCCGACAAGGUGCACACCACACCAAGCCAAUGUCCUGACCGAGUCAAUACUAAACAUGCUGGUCACGGACAUGAGACCAAUGUCCAUGGUGGACGAUGAAGGAUUUAGAGAGAUGAUAAAGCAGUUCAACCCGGAAUAUCACGACAACUACCUACCAGGCAGAUCCCAUUUCACCACAUUGAUGGAAAAGAAAUACGAUGCAACCUUUGAGAAGAUAAGUCUCUCUUUCUCUCAAUUGGUAAAGGAGACCCUCAGAGGUGUAAAAAGUUCCUUAACUCUUACUGCUGAUGUGUGGAUGAGUCGUGCGACAGAGUCUUACCUUGGUGUGUCUUGCCAUUUCCUGAGUGAGGAUUGGAAGAUGAAGACCUUCAACCUUGCCACCAUGCCUCUUGAGGAGAGGCAUACUGGUGCAAAUAUAAUGACAUGGAUGGAAGAGGUUCUGACGAAGUUUGACAUCUUGCCCACCAAAAUAAAAGCAGUAGUUCAUGACAGUGGUUCCAAUAUGGUGGCAGCAAUGCGACUGCUUGAAGAAAAACAUGGAUGGGCCUCUAUCCGCUGUGCUGGACACACACUCCAGCUCAUAGUUAACACUGCUCUCAAAGAAACAACCAUUAGCAGAGCACUAGGUGCUGCUAGGCAGCUAGUGGAGCACUUUAAGAGAAGCGAGCUGGCUAGUACAAAGCUAAAGACAAAACAGGAGCAAAUGAAUGUCAAGAAAAAUGCGCUGAUCCAGGAUGUCAGUACAAGAUGGAAUAGUACAUUCCACAUGAUAGAGAGACUCCUCGAACAGCGCUGGCCUCUCACUGCCACUCUCUCAGAUCCUGAGGUAACUCCAAGGGGGAAACAAUACUUCGACUUGAGGCCAGAGCAGUGGGAGCUUCUUGAGGAACUGAAGAAAGGGUUGGCACCUAUUGAGAGUGCUACUGUUUACCUAAGUGGAGAGCAGUACACAACCAUUUCUGGUCUUCCACAGGUUGUCAAAGGGCUGACACGGGCUGUACACCAAAGCCAAUUUGAGACAAGCUCAGGAAAAUCUUUCCUUGCCAGUGCAGAAGAAGGGAUAACACAGAGAUGGGGGAGUAUUUACAGUGUCUCAGGAGAGAAAGAAAAUCCAGUUAUGUUUGCAGCUGCCCUGGACCCCAGAUAUAAAAAGCUGAAGUUUUUGACUCCUGAAGAUGGCAUUAGAGUGCAGGGGACAGUUGAAGUGCUUGCUGUCAAAGAAGCCAAAAAGGCUGGGACACAGGAUGCAAAUGUGACGAGGGCCAGUGUUUCAGGUAGAACUGAAAGGAGUGCUAUGGAAACCCUGCUUCAGUCUGACACAGACAGUCCAAGUGAGAAUGAGGAUGGAGAAUCUGAGGAGGACCAAAAGAUCCAGGUUGCAAUAAAUGAAGUUCGGCUGUACUUUGGAGAGACCACCACACUCUCUAAAAUGGAUGAUCCUCUCAAAUGGUGGAGUGAAAAUGAGGGGCGUUUCCCCACACUGUCAAAGAUCGCUAAAAAUUUUCUUUGCAUCCCUGCAACCUCUACCCCAUCGGAGCGGAUUUUCUCUGCAGCAGGGAACAUCUGCUCUCAAAAGAGAGCAAGCCUUUCUCCAAGCCAUGUAGAAAUGCUAACCUUCCUGGCCAUGAACAAGAGUCUUGUGGGAUUGGGUUAA